Molecule: messenger RNA, 1238 nt
Organism: Solanum pennellii
Lineage: Eukaryota; Viridiplantae; Streptophyta; Magnoliopsida; Solanales; Solanaceae
Product: kinase-interacting family protein-like
Exons: 3
Coding region: 174-1184 (336 amino acids)
Molecular function (GO): actin binding
Source: RefSeq, a predicted model, not a curated record
UGCCCCCCCAAAAAAAAAAAAAAAACAAGUUGGCAUAUUUAAAGGGGCAGUGAGGCUAAAGACAACAAAUUGCUGCUACUCUUAUAAUAUACUCCAAUCUGUUUUGCUAAAGGGGCAGCUGCUUGGGCACAACACUGUGAUCAACAAUUUGAAGCCCUGUUUUGCCUGCUGAAAUGGAAGCAAAACUGAAAACAGAGAAAAAUGGUAAUGCUUCAAAGAAUUCAAGGAAGAGAAGCUUCAGUAGACCCUCUUGGCUUCUCUGCACUAUUGCCGAUUUGGAUACGAAGAUGAAAAAGUUGGUCGUGAACAUUCCCAAUAAAGGUGGUGCUGACAGUUUUACAGAACGCGCUGAUGCUUACUACCAGAAACGGCCACAGCUUCUGGCCUUACUUGAAGAAUUGUAUGGCAACUAUCUCUCUUUGGCAGACCGCUAUUGCCAAACACUUGCCAAGAACCAUCAUCGUCAAAAUUCCUUCCAUUAUGAUCAUGAUAAUGAUGAUCAAUUUGAUAAGGAAGAGAAGAACGGAUCAGAGAUUAUUGAUUCUGAUGCUGAGAGUUCAUUAUCAUAUCAGCCUCCAUUUCCAUCCACACAAGCCAAAUUUGAACCAGACAUGAUCAUUGCAGACUUGGUGAUCAGAAGUGUCGACUGUGAAAUCAUACUGCACGAGCUUAGUCAAGUGGACAAGCAUCGCAACGAGUCAUCAAGGAAGAUAGAGUUGCAGGAAAGCUUAUUGGAGUUGUUGGAAUCGGAGAGGUUGAUCUUGUUAAAUGAGAACGCGAGAUUGGGAUACAAAGUGGGUUCAUUGAUGGAGGAGAAUAAGGGAUUGUCGUCAGAGUCUUUGUUCAUGCAGAGGAAGGUAGCUGAGCUUGCAAGGUGCAUGCUAAACAGAAGGGAGAAUCACAGAGUUUGCAUGCUUAGUCGAAAAGUUGAGGAUCUUCAAGGUCAGAUAUAUGGAUUGGAGAGAAGGAACAAUGAGUAUUAUGAGCAGCUACUGAAACAUGAAGAAGAGAAAAGGAGCAGGUCCAAGAUGGGGUUGAAGGGUUGCUUUAAAGUGCCUGAAGAGGCUGUUGUUGGCAAUGUCAAAAAGGGUGAACAGCAGAGAGAAGUUGGAAAGAAAGUUCCCAAGUUCUGGGACAGGGUUAAAAAGCUUGAUGUCUUCCUUUGUGCACCUGAAUUUAACUGAACCUAUUGCUAAUAUAAUAAAAAGAAUAGUAUUGAAUAAAAUGUAUUGGUAAAA